AUGACUAUUAUCAUCCGGUCCGGGGUCGUAAAAGGUGGCGCCCUACCCGCUCAACAGCCAGCGUUAGCUCGUCCCACCGAACGACUGGGCAGCAACCGGAUUGUUCCUAAUCGCCGUUCUGAGCAGGUGGCCCGAUAUGCGGCCCAACGACACUCCAAGACCAAGCGAAAGAGAGCAGAGGCGGACGCAGAAGCGGGAGGGAAGACUGCAACGGACAAUGAGGCUGAGAGAAAUGCUCCAGCGGCUCAGAGAAGGAGACUAACCGUAGCACCCAAAACUGUCACUGUCCCCACUGCUCGUCUUGCGCCUGCCCCUCGUCCUGGCCCUAGUGGUGGUCCUGCCUUCGCCCCUGCUCCCACCGGGAAAGAACCCCAGGAACGGAUCCAGGAUGAUUUUUCUUUUGUUGAGCUUUUAGGUCCUGAAGUCUAUAAAGAAGAGGGAUUAUCCCAGGCAGAAGAUGGCGAUGAUUCUGAAUUACUGCUUUUAAAUCCUGAAAACUUCAACGAAGCGGGACUUGCGGGUGAUGAUAGCGCCGCCCUGCAAGCAUUUUUUGAGCAGAACGAAUGGACCGGAGAACGGAUGGAGGACUGA
Molecule: messenger RNA, 591 nt
Organism: Penicillium digitatum Pd1
Lineage: Eukaryota; Fungi; Ascomycota; Eurotiomycetes; Eurotiales; Aspergillaceae
Source: RefSeq, a predicted model, not a curated record